AUGUUGGGCAGCCAAGCGGGAAUGGGAUCCUCCCAAGGAUCUGGUCGACGGGUGAUCGAGAUGGAAGAAAUAAGCCCCAAUAGUUGCUUGCUUGAGGGUUCAACCUCUUCGUCCUCAUUGCCUCACGAACUACAUGAGCACAGGAUCAACAUCGAUCCUUCGAACCAAGGAACACAAAUCGAUCCAUCUUAUCCAGGCUAUCGAUCGCUUACAGACAGCUUAGCUGGGAAGUACGACCAUCUGGACCACAACUCCAACUCUGCCUGUCCGAAGUGCACAAAGGACUUGACGCUGUUGGAUGAAGAAUCCAAGAUGAUUCCUUGGAAGAAGUUUGAGGACUGUAAACACAUUUAUCACACUGGUUGUUUACCCGCGGGGUACCAGAGGAAAGCGUUGGAUAUUUGUCCCUCCUGUUUGAAACUUCGAGCACGGCUGGCCCGAGAAGCACGAGUCCACGCCAGUCAAUCAGAGGAGAUCGCUGCCGAAGAAGAAGAAGAACACCAAGAUUUGAUGAGGCGCACAGCUACUAUUGGCGUAGCUAUUGGCGGCGCUGUAGGCGCUAUGACCUUGUUCAAGUUUGCCAUGGAUAGCAUUGGGUUCUGA
Molecule: messenger RNA, 603 nt
Organism: Puccinia graminis f. sp. tritici CRL 75-36-700-3
Lineage: Eukaryota; Fungi; Basidiomycota; Pucciniomycetes; Pucciniales; Pucciniaceae
Exons: 3
Coding region: 1-603 (200 amino acids)
Source: RefSeq, a predicted model, not a curated record